Colletotrichum navitas is the source of this 1214-nucleotide messenger RNA. Its product is annotated as ribosomal recycling factor. The transcript is spliced from 2 exons. Gene Ontology annotation, molecular function: ribosomal large subunit binding. Lineage: Eukaryota; Fungi; Ascomycota; Sordariomycetes; Glomerellales; Glomerellaceae. Gene Ontology annotation, biological process: translation. The coding region runs from base 112 to 1005 and encodes 297 amino acids. The record is from RefSeq and is a predicted model, not a curated record. Gene Ontology annotation, cellular component: mitochondrion.
UUCGCACGGUACCCACCAGCCGAGCUCGGUACGGACGUCACGCCGAGCAAAACGAGAAGCUCCAAAAGCUCUCCCGCAAACAAAACACCAAAACCACCGCAACAGCACACCAUGCGAGGUCUCCGCGCACCCAGAUCGCUCCUACAUGGCGCCAAUGGCAUUCUACAAGCUUCUCGAAGCCAGGCGCAGGCGCCGCUCGCGGCCCGCCUGAUCACAGCGUCCGACGCCCUCGCGCCGACUAGGACGACGACGACCGCAGCCCCUCUCGCGACACGCCCCUUCUCGCACUCUGCCCCUCUCCAGAAGGAGAAGAGGAAGUCCCGGCAGUCUCCGACCUACGACUCGGCUGAGAUCGUCUCUCGGACCUCCCACACCGUCGACGAUGCCGACCACGACGACCUCCCCGGCUCCAAGCACCCGAAGCCCGACCCGGCCGACCCCCUCAACUUCGCCGACGUCGCCUCGCGUCUCGCGUCCCUCGCCGCCCACCACACCGAGGUCCUCAAGCUGCUCCAGUCUGGCGACCGCUUCUCCCCGGACGCUAUCGGCGCCCUGGCCGUCCAGCCCAACCGCAAGGACCCGACGACCUACCCCCUCCGUGAGCUAGCCGAGAUCGUGCCCCGGCCCGGUGGCCGUACCGUCUCCCUCCUCCUCCACGAGAAGGAAUACAUCAAGCCCGUCAUGGCCGCCGUCCAGGCCUCGCCCGACUUCAACCAACAGCCGCAGCGCGACCCGGACAACGAGCUCGAGCUCGUCCUCAAGGUCGAGGCGACCAACAAGGACGCCGUCGUCCGCCGGGCCAAGGACGCCGCCCAGGCCUGGCGGGAGAAGAUGCGCGCCGUCACAGAGAAGCGCAAGAAGGUCCACGCCAAGUGGCAGAAGGAUAGGGCUAUCGUGCCCGACCUGAAGAAGCGGGCCGACAAGGAGCUGCAGAAGCUGCAGGACAAGGAGAUGAAGGUCGUCGACGCGGCGGAGCAGCAGGCCGUCAGGAAGAUCCAGGGCUGAGGCUGAUCUCUGACGAAUUCUCAGUUGGUCCUUCUUCUCACAGCUGGAGAAACCCUCCCUCGAACGCGGGAGCGCCAUGUACAUGAAUGUUGUGAAACGGGGCAUCUUUUCUGCCCCUGUUACCAAGGUAUGCAUGGCAGGAAAGAAAGAAACAAAAAAAGGCUUGAAACGUCCGGUCUAUAGUGUACAGUAGAAGAGACUUUUGCAUC